Hippocampus zosterae (dwarf seahorse) is the source of this 1671-nucleotide messenger RNA. RefSeq names its product GP1 homolog, RAB6A GEF complex partner 1 (gene rgp1). The transcript is spliced from 9 exons. The record is from RefSeq and is a predicted model, not a curated record. NCBI's taxonomy places the organism in Eukaryota, Metazoa, Chordata, Actinopteri, Syngnathiformes, Syngnathidae. Gene Ontology annotation, cellular component: Golgi membrane; Ric1-Rgp1 guanyl-nucleotide exchange factor complex. Bases 362 to 1522 code for a protein of 386 amino acids. Gene Ontology annotation, biological process: retrograde transport, endosome to Golgi.
UUUAUUUAUUUAUUGGGUGGCCAACCAAAAAGCGGCGCUGUUAUUCUAUCAAUGUUUUUGUUCCCCAAAUUGUAAAACGUGGAAUCUGUUUACUGGCGCAACGUCUGAUAAAAUCGUACUAUUAACAAGUAACGCAACAUAUUUGUGUUUUUGUACUUUCAUAAAUUGAAAGUUUGUUUUUCCAUGGUUAGAUUUUGGUCGUCCUUACGGAGACGCUUUGUUUACCUACUGCGACUAGAUACAUUUUGCUAGUUGCGGGUGAAAAAUCUAUGACAAUGUGUUAAAACAGCAUUCCGUUUGCUUUGUAACUCGGACAAGAAGAGAGCCGAUACUGUCUGGACACAGACUUCCUGGGAAGAAGAUGAUCGAAGUGGUGGCUUCCAUGGCUCGGGGUCCCGUGUUUCUGGCCGGGGAGCUAAUGGAGUGUCUCAUCACUUUCAGAAACCCCAUGUCCCACGUUUCUACCUCCGCGAACAGUGAGAUUUUGGCGUGGGCCAGCGCCCAGAUCCACUGCCAGUUUCACGCCAGUGAGAGCCGAGUUAGUCUGCCGAGCCGGGACAACAAGCAGGAUGUCCAGGCUGACAGCGACACCGUCCUCAUUCCAAGCAGAGGAGAGCGAGGCCAGUGUGUUCUGGACACACCACCCAAAAUCCUGUUCUGUGACCUGCGUCUGGAUCCAGGAGAGAGCAAAACCUAUUCGUACGGCGAGGUCGUACCCGUUGACGGUCCUCCAAGUUUCCGCGGCCAGGCCGUGAAGUAUGUCUACAAAUUAACCAUCGGGUGUCAGAGGGUCAACUCACCCAUCAAACUGCUUAGAGUUCCCUUUCGAGUCCUGGUUCUCCAAGGCGUGCCGGAAGCCUCAUUCACGCAGGACGAGGAAGUGUCGCCCUCAAACCCGUUCCUGGAGGAGGAGGAGGCGAGCCGGAGGGAUGCGCGGCCUUUGGAGAGAGCGCUGGACAUGCUUAUGAUCUCCACGUCCAGGCGUUGCCCUCACAUGUUCAACAUCACCAACGUGCGGGGGAAAGUGGCAAAGUUCUGCAUCUUCAAGACUAUGUACAGACUCGGAGAGGACAUCAUCGGCACGUUCGAUUUCUCCGAGGGAGCCAUUCCGUGCUUGCAGUAUUCGGUGAGCCUCCAGAGCGAAGAGGAGAUUCAGCAGGAGUACCAGCGUCGUCCCGGUCAGCCUCUCAGUGUGGCGGGACACGGACGGCAUCUGGAAUCGUGCCUGCACACGGCGUCCAGUCAUUUCUCCCUCCCCGUGCCCCUCAACGUCACGCCGGGCUUUGCCACAAACGUCGUGACCUUGAGGUGGCGCCUGCACUUUGAAUUCGUCACUGCCCGGGAGCCCGCCGAGCCGCCCGUCGUCCGCCAGAACGAAUCAAAGGCGACGGUGUGGGCCGGCGCCGAGAACGUCGAAGUCGACACGUUCAGUUGGGACCUGCCCAUCAAGAUCCUGCCCACCAACCCGGCCUUGGCAUCCUACGAGUCGCAGUUCACGGGGACCAACAGCAUCAGCAUUUGACCGUCAAGGGAACCGGGAUGAGCUUGAACACGCGCCAUUUGGUGUCAGAUGAACCCUUAUUUUUUUUAUUGUUGAAUUUCCAGUUUCGCACCACAGACAUGUACAUUUUACGUGAAGACAUCCAAAUUAAAAAUGGGAUGGAAAUUGAA